This is a messenger RNA of Pygoscelis adeliae (Adelie penguin), 1173 nucleotides long. Its product is annotated as CMRF35-like molecule 6. NCBI's taxonomy places the organism in Eukaryota, Metazoa, Chordata, Aves, Sphenisciformes, Spheniscidae. The transcript has 7 exons. Gene Ontology annotation, cellular component: plasma membrane. The coding region runs from base 1 to 1173 and encodes 390 amino acids. The record is from RefSeq and is a predicted model, not a curated record. Gene Ontology annotation, molecular function: transmembrane signaling receptor activity.
AUGAGGAUUUUCCUGGUUUGGACCCUUUUCCCAGGUGGCUGGGCGGUGACAGGCCCCACGCAAGUGAUGGCCGAGCAGGGCGGCUCGCUGGCUGUGUCCUGCAGCUAUGAGCCGGGCUACGAGUUCCACCCCAAGUACUGGUGCCGCCUGGGCUUCCUCUGGUUUUGCUUCACCUACAUUGUCCAAACCGACGGCUCGGAGGUGAUGGUGACGCAAGGCAGGGUGUCCAUCGGGGACAACCAUGCAGCACGCUCAUUCACGGUGAUGCUGGACGGUGUCAUGCUGGGAGACGCAGACUGGUACUCCUGCGGGCUGAGGAGGAGCCUGUGGUUCAACCUGUGGCACAACACCGAGGUGAUGGUCUCCACAGCUGUUUCAACCACAACCGAGGGCAGCGAUGUGAGCCCAUUGGCCACCGACCCCCUGUGCUCCACAGACUGUGGAGGGGAGCCUCCAGUGCUGUCCCAGCUUGGUGUCACCUACCUGCUGCUCUUCCUCAGCGUGAAGGUGCCUGUGGCACUGGGCCUGGCAUGUGCUGGGAGCCCACCGGGAGCGCAGGGGCCGGGGCUGUGCUUCCACCCGCUGGGGUCCCAACUCCUCGGUUAUUGUCUGCUCCUGGUGGGUUUGAAGGGCCUCAUCUUCCUGGACCUGGCCGGUGCCACCUCCUGGGUGAACACACGGGAGCGGGAAAGCUCCAGGAGGGGGGCACCAGGGGAGCAGGCUGCGGCAAUUGUUUAUACCUGUGCUGAUGACAUCAUCAUCACCACGGAGCAGCAGCCCAUGGUGUGGUGGGACCGAUUCUCCAUCUGGGACAACCGUACACAGCGGGUGUUCAUGGUCACCGUGAAUGGCCUGACCAAGGAGGACGCGGGCACCUACCGCUGUGGGGUGCGAACAGGCAUAACCAGUCGUGAUGAUAGUGACACUGUGAAGGUGAUCUUGUCCCCAGGUCAGUACUCGUGGGUCCCCCGGGUCCAGCGUUGGUUUGUCCCCCUCCGAGUGCUGGGAGCGGGGACUGCAGGGAGGGACAGCCUGGAGGAGGGAGCGGAUGCCUUGAUCUACGCAGACAUUAACCACGGUGCGGGCACAGCCGAGAGCCAGUUGUACAGCAAUGCCGAGGCUUUCCGCCGCUCGGCAAACACCAUGACCGAAUACACAGAGGUCAAGCAGUAG